AGCUGGGGGGCGUGGCGUGGCUGCAUCACGUGACGCGGCCACGACCCGGAAGGGACCGUGGAUACCUUUGGAGGCCGAGGGGCUUUACCCGCGUUACCGGCGUUACCCGGGUAACGUUACCCAGUUUUCACCACCGCGUUCCCGGCGUUACCCGCGUUACCCGGGUAACGUUACCCAGUUUCCACCACCGCGCUACCGGGGCGAACGCCACCAGGGACCACGGUACCCGCGUCUCGCGAACAAAGUUGCCAAGCGUGAGCCGGGGUUACCCUCUGGGUUACCCAGCGCCAUGAGCUGGUGGGCACGACGCCAGGAGCCUGCGGCGGCGGCGCCUUCUGUUCUCCAGUCGCACCGACAGUUGCAGAUCCAGUCGCUGCAAGCAGCCAUACCGGGGACGGUGGAGAUGCAGAAGGACAUUGUGUAUAACGUGCCAGCAGUCAUCGACAACCAGACACUCACCAUCAACGUGUUUCUCCCACCACAGUUUCCCCAGGAUCGCCCGGUCGUGCACGUUAUGCCGUAUGUUCGUCACCCUUGGCUCAACGAGAAAUGUCAGGUCAUCGGCUCCCCUGCCAUCAAUGGGUUUGUUAUACAGUCUGACCUGGGAAAAGCAGUGGUCAGCGUCGUGGAGGAAUUCAGGACAAACCCUCCUUGUUUUGGAGCCUCUCGUGCUCCUUAUUCCACUCAGCCAACAGGCUUUGCUCCGCCUGCCGUGACCUCGCACUCUGACACGACCCCCUUGGGCAAGGACACGAGAACACAGGGCGUUGAAAGUUCAGACAUUUUUGCACAAGUGGCGGAGAUGAGCUUGUCGGAGCUGCGAGCACUCUCGGACUCUGAUGAGCAACUCGGGGCGCUCGUGCUCACUCACCCAGCCGUCGUGACAUUUUGGGAGGAGACGGUGGUGCAAGCGACGAGAAACGAGGCGCUGGCACAUGAAAACUUAUCCAUGAAACCUCAGCUGGAUUGCAGACGAAAUGAGUUUCUGCAAAAGUGUGAGGAGUUGAAUCGCUUCAAGUCGGCGUUUGACAAGAAGGUUGAAAAACAGCAUGAGAUGAAUGAGCUCCUAGGAGUGAGUGCAUUGGAGGCUCGUCUCAAAGUGGCCGCCCUCCAGGCGGAAGAAGAGUCCGAGGCGUCUGCCGAGCGCUUCCUGGAUGGGAGUUGCAGUCUUGAAGAUUUCCUGCCCGCGUUCAUGGAGGCACGAACGCUCUACCACAUGAGGAAAGCAAAGGAGGAGAAACUUCUUCAGCUACUGUGACGACCGCUCUCCCUCAGCAUCCCAGACCACACAAACUGGACUCUCUCAACCGUGGCGGGGGGGGAGCGACCGACACCUACGGGCCUCUCCGUCAGCCACAAUCGGAUAAAAGUGCGCGAUGGAGGGGUGUGGCCCUCGUCAUAGAAACGUGGAAUUGCCACCAAUGGCUCGGAGUGGCCAGCGGACAUGAGUGCUGCCUCAUGCCUCACUUGAGCACGGAGACACUUUGCCUUGUAUGUUUAAAAAAUCAAAAUAAAAUGUGCUGCCUUGGCAGAUUUGCGAGUUGUAUAUAAA
Molecule: messenger RNA, 1552 nt
Organism: Petromyzon marinus (sea lamprey)
Lineage: Eukaryota; Metazoa; Chordata; Hyperoartia; Petromyzontiformes; Petromyzontidae
Source: RefSeq, a predicted model, not a curated record